Molecule: messenger RNA, 2051 nt
Organism: Psammomys obesus (fat sand rat)
Lineage: Eukaryota; Metazoa; Chordata; Mammalia; Rodentia; Muridae
Gene: Msgn1
Product: mesogenin 1
Exons: 1
Coding region: 153-716 (187 amino acids)
Biological process (GO): mesoderm formation; regulation of transcription by RNA polymerase II
Cellular component (GO): nucleus
Molecular function (GO): protein dimerization activity; DNA-binding transcription factor activity, RNA polymerase II-specific; RNA polymerase II cis-regulatory region sequence-specific DNA binding
Source: RefSeq, a predicted model, not a curated record
UGGUUCUUCCUUUGAACUCCCUUCCCCAGGGGCCCCUUUCCCACUUUGUCCCCGAUCCCCCACCAUCAUAAAAGAAAGCUGAUCUCUGGCCAGGGCAGCAGAACUUUCUUUCACAUUUGCCAAGGAGUCCUUCUACCGCUGCCUCUGAGGGUAUGGACAACCUGGGUGAGACCUUCCUCAGCCUGGACGAUGGUCUGGACUCUUCUGACACAGCAGGCCUGCUGGCCUCCUGGGACUGGAAAAGCAGAGCCAGGCCCCUGGAGCUGAGCCAGGCAUCCCCUGCUCAGAGCCUCUCCCCAGUUCCUUCCCUGGAGUCGUACUCUGAGGUCGCACUGCCCUGCGGGCACAGUGGGGCCAAUACAGGAGGCAGCGAUGGCUACAGCAGCCAUGGGGCUGGUGGCUUAGUCGAGCUGGAUUACAGCAUGUUAGCUUUCCAACCGGCCUACCUACAAGCUGCUGGUGGUCUCAAAGGCCAGAAGGGCAGCAAAGUCAAGAUGUCCGUCCAGCGGAGACGCAAGGCCAGCGAGAGAGAGAAACUCAGGAUGCGGACCUUGGCAGAUGCUCUCCACACGCUCCGGAAUUACCUGCCACCUGUCUACAGCCAGAGAGGCCAGCCGCUCACCAAGAUCCAGACACUCAAGUACACCAUCAAGUACAUCGGGGAGCUCACGGACCUCCUCAACAGCGGGAGAGAGCCCAGGCCCCAGAGUGUGUGACCUCUGCCCCUUGGAGAAUCCCACCGGUUCCAGACCUAGGGCCAGGCAUAGAGGAGUUUUGAAGACCCUGAACCUGUCUUCCAGGACAAUAGCACAGUUAUCUGUGGACACUUAGUGUGCCAAUCCUGUGACCUGCUAAGUCGAAAGGGCCUUCAUCUGACCUGUUGGAGCUGCCAGGACAUUCACCUGCUGCCAGGCAAGCAGGACACUUCCGGAUAGUCUCAUCACGUCUCCAGUGACUCAGCAUUUGCAAAGAGACAAUUUUUUCUGUCCUGUCUUUUUAAGGUAUUUUUUAAAGGGUCAAUAUAGUUCAAAUACACUCUUUUUUUGAUCAUGUUCAGUACCUACAAUUAUAUUUUCUUACCAUUUUGGUGUUGGGAGUUUUCUUUCUGUUGGGUCGGAACUUGUAUUUUGUACGGGAUCCAGUGUGACCUUUGAAUGCUUACUUAGAAAGAUUGUGCCAAGUAAAGAGUUAGUGCUUUCCCAGUUCUCUUUUCUUUCUCCCUCCCUCUCCCUCUCUCUCCCUCUCUAACUCCCCACCAUGUGCAUAUGCGUGUGUGUGUGUGUGUGUGUGUGUGUGUGUGUGUGUGUGUGUGUGUUUGAAUGCUUGAAAGCAUGUCUUUACUUUUGUUAGGAGUAAAAUUAUUUCGGUGCAGAAAGGAUUUGUAUCCUAAUAAAUAGGAAGUAGCAAGCAGGCAGGCUUGGCUGUGUGAAGAUAAUGAAGAUCCUACGACCAGGAAACUUACAGUUUCCUCUGUAAUCACAGGAAAGAAGGAAGGACUGGGCAUGGACUACCGUGUCCUGGGGAAUGGGAGAAAGGCAGAAGGGAGGAAGGAUCCCAGCACCACAGGGUGGCCAGAAGCAGAUCUUAGAGAGCAGGAGCUCUUAGUCCCAGGCCUGGUGUGAAUGAGAUAUCAUUACUUCACAUACUCAUUUCUGAAAUGAAGAGUUUGGCUUAGAAACAAAGUCAACUUGAACUCCGCAGAAAGUAAGUGCAAAAGCCAGGAAUUAGAACUCAUAGCUUCCUCUGACCUCUCUAAAGGAAUUCACUUCCUCUAAAAGAUCUAGCUGCCCCCACCAACUUACCUCCCUCCAUCUCAUAUCCUCCCCUGCUACCUCACAUGUCACUGUUCACAGCCACAUACUCUCUCCUAGGUGCUUGUCCCACUGGGUAUCUGAAGUGGCCCCACUUUGGUUAACCUGAAUACACAGGGCAUCAUUAUCAAAGGGGCUUCAAUUUAAGGAGGCUCUUUUCUGAGAUUGCCUUUUCCUUGCUGUGGUUAUUAACCAUCAGAGUUUGUCUCCAGGGACUCCCUAGUCUUCAUGUUUCCUGUU